UUCUCCAUUACUUAUCUCCUGGCAUUACUCAUCCUGGGCACCUGAUCCUCCUUCCAAGUUUCCUGACACAGCUGUUCUCUUGACAGCAUGGAUGGGGAGGAAGAUGAUUUGUCUCUGCUGACCGCACUGCUGGAGGAGAACGAGUCAGCCUUGGACUGUAAUUCAGAAGAGAGUCACUCCUUGAUCCCAGAAGGUGGCGAGCCAGAUGCAUUUGAUGAGCUUUUUGAUGCUGAUGGGGACGGUGAAUCUUACACAGAGGAGGCUGAUGAUGAAGAAGUGGGAAAGACAGAAGACCAAAAGGAAAAUUUGGAUGCUCUCUUUGGAGAUAUGGGUGACUUAACAGAUGAAGAAGUUCCUACAUUUCAGUCAGCCGGAAAUAGGACCCCUGCCCCCAGUCAAGCAAAAACAAAUCAAGAGUUGCAAGACGAAUUAAGAAAAUUGCAAGAGCAAAUGAAGUCCUUACAAGAGCAGUUAAAAAUAGUGACGAUUAAACAGACUGCAAGUCCAGCCCUUCUGCAUAAGUCGCCUGAUAAGUCUCCACGGCCCCCUCUUAAGGAGAAGAAAGUUCAGAGAACUCAGGAGUCGUCGUGCUUUUCUGCAGAGCUUGAUGUUCCUGCCUUACCAAGGACUAAGCGGGUGGCCCGGACACCAAAGGCUUCACCUGCAGAGCCCAAAAACUCGUCUUCAAGGAUAACAAGUGCACCCUCCCAACCACUCCGAACUAUUCCUGGGAACAAACCUAGUGGGAUGACUAGAGAUCAGAGAGCAGGAACCCCAGGGAGCUCUGGGGAAAAGGCUCCAAUGGUCUCUGUGUCUGUGGAAGCCUUCUCCGGCCUGCGGCUCAGGCGGCCUCGAGUAUCCUCCACAGAGAUGAACAAGAAAAUGACUGGCCGAAAACUGAUCAGACUGUCUCAGAUCAAAGAAAAGAUGGCAAGUGAGAAUCUGGAAGAAAUAGACUGGGUGACGUUCGGGGUUAUAUUAAGGAAAGUUACCCCACAGAGCACUAACAGCGGAAAAACAUUUAGCAUCUGGCGGCUCAAUGAUCUCCAUGACCUGACACGGUAUGUGUCAUUGUUCUUGUUUGGAGAGGUCCACAAAGAGCUCUGGAAGACAGAGCAAGGUACUGUCAUAGGCCUACUCAACGCUAACCCCAUGAAGCCCAAGGAUGGUUCAGAGGAGGUGUGCUUAUCUAUUGAUCAUCCUCAAAAGGUCUUAAUUAUGGGUGAAGCUCUUGACCUGGGGACCUGUAAAGCGAAGAAGAAGAGUGGAGAGCCGUGUACCCAGACUGUUAAUUUGAACGACUGUGAGUACUGUCAGUACCACAUCCAGGCUCAGUACAAGAAGCUCAGUGCAAAACGAGCUGACUUGCAGUCCACCUUCUCCGGAGGACGUAUUCCCAAGAAGUUUGCCCGCAAAGGCGCUGGCCUAAAAGAACGGCUGUGUCAAGAUGGUUUUUACUAUGGAGGGGUUUCUUCUGCAGCAUAUGCGGCCUCAAUUGCAGCAUCUAUUGCUCCAAAGAAGAAGAUUCAAACCACUCUGACUAAUCUGGUUGUUAAGGGUACAAACUCGGUCAUUCAGGAAACACAAAAAAAACUUGGUAACUUUGUCUCUUCAUACUAAAUUUCUUUCUCUAGCUUAAAUAUGCGGUCUCUAGGAUUGAAAAUGUGGUCUCAGCCUCUCACAGAACCCCUCAGUCUGUGGGCUUGUGUUUUAGGGAUUGCAGAGAGCCCAACACCUGCCAUCCAGUCUAUCUCGGCAUCGGCCCUCUUGAAGCAACAGAAACAGCGUAUGUUGGAGAUAAGGAAAAAGAAAUCGGAAGACAUACAGAAACAAUUUCUCCAAAGCUCAAGUGAGAUGAAGAGCACAGCUGAGCCAUCCUCAUUGCGACAGCCCCCUGCUCAGUCUCCACGAACGGGGGCCGAGCUCCCCAGGCUGGAAGGAACCCUGGCUGCAUGGACGCCCAAGCUUGGGCGAGGCAUCUCAGAAGGAGGUGAUGUUCUCUUCUUUGAUGAGUCACCACCACCAAGACCAAAACUGGGUGCUUUAGCAGAAGCCAAAAAGUUAGCUGCUAUCACCAAAUUAAGGGCAAAAGGCCAGAUUCUUACAAAAACAAACCCAAAUAGCAUUAAAAGGAAGUCAAAGGACCCCAAGGACAUCCUGGAAGUGAAGGAACGUGUAGAGAAGAACAACACAUGCUCUCCUCAAGCUGAGGAUGAACUGGAGCCUGUCAGGAAAAAAAGGAGAGAGCAGCUUGCCUACCUGGAAUCUGAGGAAUUCCAGAAAAUUCUAAAAGCAAAAUCAAAGCACACAGGUAUCCUGAAAGAGGCCCAGGCUGUGCUGCAGGAGCGCUAUUUUGAGCCACUGGAGAAAAAAGAACAAAUGGAAGAAAAGAUGAGGAACAUCCGAGAAGUGAAAUGUCGAGUUGUGACCUGCAAUACAUGUGCCUACACCCACUUCAAGCCCUUGGAGACCUGCAUCAGCGAGCAGCACUCCUACCACUGGCAUGACGGCGUAAAGAGGUUUUUCAAGUGUCCCUGUGGGAACAGAAGUAUCUCCCUUGACAGACUCCCAAAAAAGCACUGCAGUAAUUGUGGCCUCUACAAAUGGGAACGGGAUGGAAUGCUAAAGGAAAAGACUGGUCCAAAGAUAGGAGGAGAAACUCUGUUACCAAGAGGAGAAGAACAUGCCAAAUUUCUAAAUAGCCUUAAAUAACCCUAACUUCAGACUUUUCCCCACAACCUACCUUGGUUCUCGUGGCUCAGGAAAAACAAGGGAUUAGCUCUGCCCAUGUUCUUGAUUGACAACAUCAAAAUAAGUGCCUAUUAAGCCCAUGAGAUUUGCCUACUGACCUUGCCCAGUUAUGUUGGUUUAACAUUGACAUCUAAGUGGAAAAUCAAGAUAUCAUUAUCUUUCCUGUUCUCACUGCAGAAUGACUACAUUACUGCAUUGACACAAAUUUUUUGCUCAAAAACUGGAAGGUAAACCAAGAGCUUUGUUUCUGUAUCUCUUGGUUGUAGUUUGUACCCUUGUUUAUCACAAUAAAGUCCUGGUGUCUAUAUGGACACUCAGAGGCAAAAAAAUUAAUUUAGCUUAACUUUAACUCCAGGUAAGUUGCUUAACUUCUGAGCUUCAGUUUCCUUAACUGUAAAAUGAGGGAGAUUGGACUAAAUGAUCU
This is a messenger RNA of Galeopterus variegatus (Sunda flying lemur), 3175 nucleotides long. It is a transcript of the gene MCM10, whose product is annotated as minichromosome maintenance complex component 10. The transcript is spliced from 18 exons. NCBI's taxonomy places the organism in Eukaryota, Metazoa, Chordata, Mammalia, Dermoptera, Cynocephalidae. Gene Ontology annotation, molecular function: single-stranded DNA binding; DNA replication origin binding. Gene Ontology annotation, biological process: DNA replication; DNA replication initiation. Gene Ontology annotation, cellular component: nucleus; replication fork protection complex. The record is from RefSeq and is a predicted model, not a curated record.